This is a messenger RNA of Cetraspora pellucida, 192 nucleotides long. Lineage: Eukaryota; Fungi; Glomeromycota; Glomeromycetes; Diversisporales; Gigasporaceae. The record is from the annotation of a GenBank genome assembly.
AUGGUUAUUCAUCCAUUCGGUGCAAACUUGGGUUCAGGUAACCAAAACUUCAGGCCUUCAAGGUCUUCUCUUUUAUUGUUAUAUCUGGAGACCUUCAGGAUAGAAUCUGAUUCAAUAACUUCAGUUGGUUUCUUUUGGCAGAGCUUAGCUGAACAAAUUUUAAAAGUUCGUUUUGGACUUUUAGAGAUAUAG